AGACAAAAAGAGGUGGCUGGAAACGAAAGUUCGGCCCGUGUGGACGUGAAAUGGUGACCGGGCCGUGGCCCCAAGCUGCCGGGGCCUGAGGCAGAGGGGCGGGGACAGGCCGGGGCGGAUCGGGUUCCGGCUCGGCCAGCGCGGGCUUUUCAAAAGUUCACGUUACCCAAUGGCAGGCGCGUCUCGGCACCCGGCCAAUCGGGACGGAGAGCUUGCCUAUAAAAGCGAGAGCCGGAGAAGAGCUGUUGUGAGUUUUCCUGAGCAGUGUCAGAAGGCUGAGCGUUUGCGUGUGAGAAUGGCCCGCACGAAGCAGACUGCGCGCAAGUCGACCGGUGGCAAAGCGCCCCGCAAGCAGCUGGCCACCAAGGCGGCCCGCAAGAGCGCGCCCGCCACGGGCGGCGUGAAGAAGCCGCACCGCUACCGGCCCGGCACCGUGGCGCUGCGCGAGAUCCGGCGCCACCAGCAGUCGACGGAGCCGGCGAUCCCCACAAGCGAGGCCUAUCUGGUGGGGCUCUUCGAGGACACCAACCUGUGCGCCAUCCACGCCAAGCGCGUCACCAUCAUGCCCAAGGACAUCCAGCUGGCCCGCCGCAUCCGCGGCGAGAGGGCCUGAGGGACUGCAGCGCCUCCCGUCUCGAUCGCUAGGAAACAGUUCAUUAACCCAAAGGCUCUUUUAAGAGCCACUCCAUUCCCACGGGAAAGGGCUGUCUCUCGCUGGUACUGAGUUAGUGAUUUAUUACGGUAUACGUUGUCGGGACGGGGGGUAGAGUUUUGGAUUAUGAUUUUUAAGCCUUUUAAGCUCGUGCUUGUGUAUGUUUUGUGUGCGGUGUCCUUUUCUCCUGAAAUCUGAAUUGGUGUGAAGGUGUCAGGGACGAUGGCACCUCCCGUGUUGGUCGUUAGGAAACAAUAGCCCAAAGACUUUGCAGCUAUCUACUCCAUUCCCAGAGACAAGGGCUGGAAAACUAUAUAAAUUCCUCUUCGGUUUAGUCAUAAAAAGUUCUGUAUUAAUGAUCAUCAAUUGGUAGGUAACUGAACAUGCUCAUGAGUUUAGUACUGUUUCCCUACCCUGUUUCCACCCCCCCAGCUUGUUAUUAAUCUGUUACCAUUAUCUCUUCAGCUGAUAGAUAAUCAACAGGGAUCCUGUUUUUUGCUUGUUUUGUUUUAAAAUCCUAAUUUAUCUGAUUCUGUGUCUCCACCCCUCUGCCCUCAGCUGUUUUGUCAUGCUGAUCUACCAGUGCCCUCCACUCCUCACUCCCCCAGACCUACUAGUGCCUCUCACUGCUGGCCUGCUGCACCUCACCCCCAGGACCUAGUCCUUCAGUGUGUGGGGAAGGGGGUGCGUAGAUAUAGGUAAUGCUUCAGAGGUUAGGGGGGGGCACAAGGCAAGCAGAG
Messenger RNA from Alligator sinensis (Chinese alligator), 1392 nucleotides. Its product is annotated as histone H3, embryonic-like. Gene Ontology annotation, cellular component: nucleosome. Gene Ontology annotation, molecular function: DNA binding; structural constituent of chromatin; protein heterodimerization activity. Lineage: Eukaryota; Metazoa; Chordata; Crocodylia; Alligatoridae. The record is from RefSeq and is a predicted model, not a curated record. Bases 170 to 613 code for a protein of 147 amino acids. The transcript has a single exon.